Molecule: messenger RNA, 1698 nt
Organism: Eimeria mitis
Lineage: Eukaryota; Apicomplexa; Conoidasida; Eucoccidiorida; Eimeriidae
Product: DNA polymerase alpha subunit, putative
Exons: 3
Coding region: 1-1698 (565 amino acids)
Biological process (GO): DNA replication initiation; DNA replication
Cellular component (GO): alpha DNA polymerase:primase complex
Molecular function (GO): DNA binding
Source: RefSeq, a predicted model, not a curated record
AUGCUAGUUGUGGGACGGCUGGCGGGAGAAGGGGCGCGGAAGCUGCACUGGAGCAACGCAAUCCUGGAGUCCCUCGACGGGGAGCCUCCCUUGCAGCUCCUCUGUCUCGAGGCCGCCAUGCUGCAGCAGCAGCAGCAACUGCAGCAGUGGGGUAUCUCACGGCUCCGCAGACAUACAAACGCCCCAGAUGCACUGUUGUACCCAGGGAUGGUCGUUGCUGUCAAGGGACGCCUCCAGCAGGCAAGAAGCAACACUCCCACGCUGCUGCUGCCGUUGCUGUUGUUACCGCUGCUGCUGCUGUUGCCUACGGAGAUAACAGCAGACUAUUGCUCAUGCGACAACUACGGACAGCAGUUCCUUGUAUCCGCAUUCCAGUGCGGCGUUCCUGUGCGGUCCCCAUCGCUUUCUCGGUCUCUCCGUCAGUGCAUUCAUGCAGUGCCUUUAGACCCAACAAACCCAAGUCGAACGCUCACCACUACGUUGCAAAGCCCCUCUCCCCAAGGGGAGCAGCAGCAACAACAGCAGCAGCAGCAGCAACAACAGCAGCAGCAGCAACAGCAGGAGCAGCAGGUGUUGGACGUGAUGAGCUGUUACAGAAAUCAGAAUGUGCACAUCCUCAUCUCUAGAGGCUCCUUUGUGGUCCCCAGCACGAAUGGGGGCUGGCGGCUUAGACGCGAGGCCUUGAAGUGUCUGUUGGAGGCUAUAAAGGAGAAGGUGCCACACUUAGCGGUCAUCUGCGGGCCCAUCAUAUCUUCUUUGAACCUACAGCAGCCGCUUCCUGCGUCUGCCUCCUCUUCUGUCCCUUCUGCCGUCUCCCCCGACUUCCCCAAGUGCGCCUCUCUACUGCAAAUGCCGGAUCCCAGCUUAGCCUUUGAGGAGUUCUUCCAGUGUCUGUACAGCACAGCCAGAGGCCUCAAGACGCAAUUCGUCAUUGUCCCCAGCACCCGCGACGCCAUGCAUCCGGAGCCCCUUCCCCAGCCCCCCUACAAGCCCCUGACCGUGCAGAUGCAGCAGCAGAUGCAGCAACAGCAGCUGCUGCAGCAGCCAGUUAACGUACACCUGGCUGGAAACCCUUGCACCUUGCAAGUUAACGAACUUCAAGUCCUCAUCACCACCGCCGAUCCCUUGGCAGAAGUGGCAGGAGAGGUGCUGUCCCUAUCUCGGCCCCAGCAGCCACAACCAGCAGCAGUAGCAGCAGCUGCUGCUGCUGCAGAUCCUGCAGCAGCGAGAUCAGAUAACGAUGAAGGACUUUUGCAUCAGCUGUGCCGGAGCCUAGUCCGUCAGGGGACUCUGUUCCCUCGAGGCUGCAGCCCCCGCGUGCCCAUAGAUGCUUCGCGCAUGCAGGCAAUCAUGUUCAAGGAAGAUACAACUCCCGACGUAUUUGUAUUUGCCUCCUCCGUUUUGCCGCAGCUGCAGCCAAACAAACGGACGGGGCCCCUGGGGGUGCCUGGAGGGGCUGGGGCUUGUCUCGUUGACGGGCGGGUGUUCGUGUCGCCCUUCUCGAACGCUGCGGCCCUUGAGGGGUCUCUAACUGACACGGUAUCCGUGACCAGCUUGUAUGUCAAACCCCCAGCAGAGGCAGUAGGGGGCAGUCUGCAAGAAGACCUCUGCCUCGGUCAGCGCGUUGCCGUGACACAGACUGUCUAUACACCUCGCAACGCAUUGAAGAAGGGCCCUGCUGCUGGGAGCCUUCCCUAG